Messenger RNA from Halteromyces radiatus, 807 nucleotides. RefSeq lists its product as uncharacterized. The coding region runs from base 60 to 704 and encodes 214 amino acids. NCBI's taxonomy places the organism in Eukaryota, Fungi, Mucoromycota, Mucoromycetes, Mucorales, Cunninghamellaceae. The record is from RefSeq and is a predicted model, not a curated record. The transcript has 6 exons.
CAUUAGCAGUAUACUGAUCAAGAAACGCCAACGAUUAACCUUUUUUUUUUUGUUUUACUAUGAUUUACUUAGCUUCUGUCCGUCCCUCCACCAACGUGGUUGUGAUCACUUCUCCUUUGUCUCCUGCUUUCUCUCCCUCCACCAACGUGGUUGUAACUUCUCCCCCCUUGUCUCCUUCUCUCUUACCCUCCACCAACGUGGUAGUGGAUCCUUCUUCUUCCUCUUCUUCUUCUUCUUCCUCCUCAUCUACGGCCGCUGGUGUGACCAAGGCAAAGAUUGUGGAUAAUGACGCCCUUGCUAGUACAACUUGGGACCGAAUCUAUCAAGCAGCCCCCAAGCGCGAUUUCCCUGUCCCUCGUCGCCCACCAAGACCAAUCCCAAAGAGACCUCCUUCCUUCUCUUCUUCUUCCUCCUCCUCCUCCUCCUUCUCCUCAUCUAUGGCUGCUGGUAUGACCAAGGCAAAGGUUGUAGAUAAUGACGCCCUUGCUGGUACAACUUGGGACCGAAUCUACCAAGCAGCCCCCAAGCGUGAUUUCCUUGUCCCUCGUCACCCACCAAUCGCAAUCCCAAAGAGACCUUCUUCCUUCUCUUCCUCCUCCUCCUCCGCCGCUGUCACCGCCAAAUUAAAUCCGCUGGCCGGGUUUGAUUCAAGCAAAAACUACCAGCAGGAUCUGGAACGUCUUCUCGCUGCCUGCCGUCGUUAAUCUCUUCUGUGUUUUUUUUUUCUUUGUCUUCUCCCAUUUUUUUUUUUUAUUUUAUUUUUAUCGUUAUCUCUUCUUUGUAUAUAUUAUGACUUUAUAUUCGAAU